Molecule: messenger RNA, 2952 nt
Organism: Epinephelus lanceolatus (giant grouper)
Lineage: Eukaryota; Metazoa; Chordata; Actinopteri; Perciformes; Serranidae
Molecular function (GO): GTPase activity
Source: RefSeq, a predicted model, not a curated record
AAACAGCAGAGAGGCGGCAGGUUGGUGUCAGUGUCCAUAAUGUCGGGCAGAAAGCCCCGGUCUGUGGCAAACCCACUGGAGUCUGCCAUCACCACACCGAGCGAGAAGAUACUGAAAGAAUGCCACGGUUUAUAUGUCGACAGCGAAAACGGCCUGGUGAAGAUUGCCAGCAGCCUUGGAGUGCGGCUUCUACCUCCCAGAAAGAAGAUCAUUGUGAUGAUAAUGGGGAACCACUCUGCAGGAAAGAGCUCCUUCAUUAACUGGUAUGUCGAAGAGCACAUCCAGAAAACAGGCGUUGCCAUUGAAACGCAGGGAUUUACGUUCAUCACAAGUGGUCGCAAAAGAGAAUCAUUGACGGGGAAUGCAACGCUACAUCUCUACCCUCACUUUCGUCCACUCCUGGAGUUCAAAGGUGUUACGGACUAUCUGUGUGCUGAGAUCUCCACUUCCAAGCAGAAGAAGUUCAGUCUGGUGACAUUUGUGGACACACCUGGUUUGGUGGACGGAGACAUGGUCUACCCUUUUGAUGUCAACAGCGCCAUCACCUGGAUGGGAGAACAGGCCGAUCUUAUAUUUGUGUUCUUCGACCCGAUGGGCCAGGCGCUCUGCAAACGCACACUCAACAUUGUGGAGAAGCUGAGUGAGAAAUGUGGAGACAAACUGUUGUUCUACCUCAGCAAGGCCGAUGAAGCUGGGAGGGAAACAGACAGACAGAGGGUGAUGAUGCAGAUAGUCCAGGAGCUGUGCCGUCGUCCAGGUCUCAACAAAUGUGGUUUUGAGAUGCCUACAAUAUACAUCCCCAACCCACAAAGGCCGAGCCGCUGUGAGAACCAGAUCGAUGGGGUGUGUCAGACCAUCGAGAAAACUAUCAACCAGGCCGUUCAGAAGACUUUGGAUCAGCUGGAGAAAGACUGUGACCUUAUUUGUUCCACCAUCAGCAGCAGACUGGAGAAGGACAGGGCUGAUGUGACUCACAACAAAAGCGUCCGUCUUCACUCGUUCUUGUGUGGCGCUCUGGGUAUUUUCCUUCCUGUCCUCUUCAUCCUCAGUUUCGUCGUGCACACCCUCUCCAAAGAGCAGCUGGAUGAGCUGUUGGGUGAAGGGGUGGCCCGGACGCUCUCCAUCUUCACAGGAAUAGUGAUGUAUUUAUGGGACUGGAUACCAGAAGAUGGACAAGUUGUGGUUGUCAUCAUUUUUGGAGCUUUUUGUUACCUCCUGCUUUACCUAGCAAAGCAUUUUGCAGGCCGAGGGAAUAAGACGUUGACAAAGAAGGAGAAGAGGACAAUGGCUGAAUACAGUGACUAUAUCCAGGAUAUCGUCAAAGCAAAGAAGGGUAAAUUGUAUGAAUGGUACCUUCAGCAGUGCGCCGCAGAAUAUGACCUCUGACCUCGGGCCAGCUGAAGACGGAUUUCACACGUGUCGGCAUAUUGCUACAAGAUUUUUGUGAAAAUUGGCGCGUCUGCCACGGGGCAUCAUUUAGUGUUCAUAAAGGAAUCAGUGGGACUUUUUUAAGCAGAUUAUCAUCCACCAAAUGAUCAGGUUUUUCUAAUUUCAGUCAGGCUAGUAUAACGUCUCAAUGCAGCAGCUAUCACUGCCAGCAUGCAUCAUCUCAAGAGCUUCAAUUAAAGAUUAAUAUGAAGUGCCUUUAUAAGUCAGUGCAGGAGAGUCUGUGAUUAUAAUCGUUCGAUGAAAGCACAUCUCAUAAUGUGAAUUCAUUUUUCUCAGUUUUUGUACUACAUAAAAAUUAAUGUCAGAAUGAAGUGUUUACAAAUUUUUCUCAAUUUUGUUAUAAGUAAUUUGCAGCUGCCUCCUACCAGCAAAAAAUGUUUUCAUGAUGUCCUCUGUAAAGCCUGUUCUCAGUGUUCUCAUGUAGUGCUCAACUCUCACAGCACUGUCCUGAAAUCUGUCAUGUCGUCUCUAUAAGGUCCCAGAAUGUCCUACAGUUAUGUUUCACUGUUAGCAAUAACCAUUGCUGUGAUAACUCUUGGGCAUUAUGGUCGCACAUUUUAUCAACUAGUUUCAUACCAGUAAAGCUGCAAGCUUUCUCCUGCCUCCAAAGCUUUUGACUGCCCAACUGUUAGACGUUUGUUCUGUUGUGGGAUUUGUCCAGACAUCAGAUAUUUUUAUAAAUGAUUCAUUAUCAUGUGAUAGUAUUUUACAUAAACCAUAGUCAGAGCCUGUGGUAUGAGAGCAGUAUACUAAAACUGGUGAGUAGUGAUGUCACUGCACUGAUGGUAUCUCCCAGUUCAAUGGUUCCCAACUGGUCCAGCCACAGGGUCCAGAUUUCUCCUUAGUCAUCACUUCAAGGUCCACACAGUUUAUUACAUUCAGCAACAUACUUGCGUUUGGCCAUGUCAUUGAGCUAGUUGCUGUCUCUGUCAAAUAGUUGUUCGUUAGUCACUCACUCUACAACAGGAAACAGCACUUCAGAAUAAAAACUCUGUGCGGAAAUUCCCUGUACUUCAUAAUUAAGUGCUUUUUACAAACUUAACACAUUUGCAAGUCACUUUUGGUCCAUUCGAAAUGGACCUGUGACCCACCAGUUGGGAAUCACUGUCCUAGUUGUUAAAGAGCGCUGAACCCUUCAUGUUGUUUAUUGAUCUGUGUGACUGUACGACAACACCAUGUAAUGCCUUCACUCCAAUGUUUGUAGAUAUAUUUAUUCAUCUUCAAGGUGCUUUUUACCCAAAUAAUGUAGAAAAACCUCUACGGGCUGUUUGCAAUAUCAUUGUGAACACUGUUGUAUUGUGUGUGUACUCCUCCUUGUUCAGGAAAAAUCUUGUUUUUCUGGGAUAAGUCAUUUAUAAAUUUGUGAAACUUGCGUGUGACUUUAUCUAUUGUCAUUUUUCCAAAUUUGACUAGAAUGUUUUUUUUAGUAAUCCAAAAAUGAAACUUUUAAACCUUCAAACUAUGCUCUGUCACUUCCUGGAGUUAUUAAACAUUUUCUACUGA